AUGUUGGAAAAUUUCUUAGAUAAAGAAACGAAAGAUGCCCACUUAAUGAUCGGCUCCUUACUUUUAUUUUAUGCCGCUGGAUGGCUAUUUUACACAAAGCAGUUAUUUAAAAAUUACGAGGUCCAUGAUCGAGUUGUUCAAUUUAUGUUUUCUCUGACAUUCGCUCUAUCUUGUAGUCUGUUUGAAUUAAUUAUUUUAGAAAUCGCCGAUGUUAUGGAACCAUUAUCUCGAACCAGAUGCUGGACAUUUUGCUUAUCUAUGAUUCUCUUCACUUUAGUAGUUUUUAUUCCGAUAUACAUGGCUUAUUUGGCGAUACAAGGUAUUCCAUUCGUCCGCUCAAAUCUUCGGGUCCCACUAUGUCUCGGUGCAUGGCUCAUUUUCAUUUUCUUUUUCUGGAAAAUUGGCGAUCCAUUCCCAAUUUUAAGUCAAAAACAUGGAAUUUUCACAAUCGAGCAAGUCAUAUCUCGAGUUGGUGUCAUUGGUGUAACAAUUAUGGCAGUUCUAUCCGGCUUUGGAGCUGUUAAUGCUCCGUAUUGUUAUAUGACAUUCUUCACAAGACCGGUUGAAGAAUAUCAUGUAAUGCAAUUGGAGAAGAAACUAAUGCAUACAAUGGAAAUGAUUGUUUUGAAAAAACGAAAAAUCGCGAGAUAUCAACUCGAAUUGAGCAGAAUGAACGCUGAAAAACAGAAAAAGGAGACUUCGUUUCUAGAACGCCUUUGGGGCAACAUAUCGGACGGAUCUGUUGGGCCAACACUUGGCACGCAAAUCGAAAAAAUCAAAGACGAGGUCGUUCCAUUGGAGACAUUGAGCAGAUAUCUCUUCCUGGAUCUUGUCGAAAUGCGACAAAUGCUAAGCAGAGUCGAAUUCAGUAAAACUUAUAUGGGCAUGUAUUUCAACGUUCUGGGCCAUUUCUUCUCGAUUUAUUGCAUUUGGAAGAUUUUCAUCUCGUUCAUUAAUAUUGUAUUCGAUCGAGUUGGAAAAGUGGAUCCCGUCACGAAAACAAUUGAGAUUGGUGUUCAUUAUGUCGGAAUUCAGCUGGAUAUCACGUUUUGGUCGCAAUACAUCUCAUUCUUCUUGGUUGGAGUUAUUGCAGUAACUUCAGUGAGAGGACUACUGAUUACAAUGACAAAAUUGUUCGUAUUCUUCAGCAACACGACAACAUCAAAUAUAAUUGUCCUCGGAAUGGCCCAGAUAAUGGGAAUGUACUUUGUUUCGAGUGUACUUUUAAUGAGAAUGAAUGUCCCUCUUCAAUAUCGGACAAUAAUUACGAGGAUUCUCGGUGAUUUGAAGUUCAAUUUCUAUCAUCGCUGGUUCGAUGUCAUUUUCUUAUUAUCAGCAGUUUCGUCAAUUAUCUUCUUGAGUUUAUUGCACAAAUCUGGCCCAAAGCAUAUUUAG
Molecule: messenger RNA, 1395 nt
Organism: Caenorhabditis bovis
Lineage: Eukaryota; Metazoa; Nematoda; Chromadorea; Rhabditida; Rhabditidae
Source: the annotation of a GenBank genome assembly